Messenger RNA from Scleropages formosus (Asian bonytongue), 1429 nucleotides. It is a transcript of the gene hrh3, whose product is annotated as histamine receptor H3. Gene Ontology annotation, molecular function: histamine receptor activity; G protein-coupled acetylcholine receptor activity; G protein-coupled serotonin receptor activity. Gene Ontology annotation, biological process: G protein-coupled receptor signaling pathway, coupled to cyclic nucleotide second messenger; chemical synaptic transmission; adenylate cyclase-inhibiting G protein-coupled acetylcholine receptor signaling pathway. The record is from RefSeq and is a predicted model, not a curated record. The transcript is spliced from 3 exons. Lineage: Eukaryota; Metazoa; Chordata; Actinopteri; Osteoglossiformes; Osteoglossidae. Gene Ontology annotation, cellular component: synapse; dendrite; plasma membrane. The coding region runs from base 1 to 1350 and encodes 449 amino acids.
AUGCAGAGCGCCCUGUGGACCAACGGAACACUGGAGCCAGGGAUGGACUUGGGAAUGGGUACGGGAACGAGCAUGGGGGAGAACCGGCGUGCCCUGCAAUACGGACACUUCUCCUCAUCCACGUCCGUGUUCCUGGCCGUGCUCAUGACCCUGCUCGUGCUCGCCACCGUGCUCGGAAAUGCACUCGUUAUCCUGGCUUUCGUUGUGGAGAAGAGUUUGCGCACCCAGGGCAACUUCUUCUUCUUGAAUUUAGCCAUUGCAGACUUCUUAGUGGGAGGGUUCUGCAUCCCUGUCUACAUACCGUACGUGUUGACGGGGGAGUGGAGGCUAGGAAGGGGUCUGUGUAAAGUGUGGCUCGUAGUGGACUACACCCUGUGCACUGCCUCCGUUUUCAACAUCGUGCUCAUCAGCUUUGACCGCUUCAUCUCCGUCACACGAGCGGUGAGCUACAGGUGUCAGAAGGGUGUGACCCGCCAGGCUGUGCUGAAGAUGGCCAGCGUGUGGCUGGCCGCCUUCCUCCUCUACGGACCGGCUAUUGUGAGCUGGGAGUUCAUUGCCGGUGGAAGCGUGGUCCCGCCGAAUGAGUGCUACGCAGAGUUCUUCUUCAACUGGUACUUCCUGAUGACUGCCUCCACGGUGGAGUUCUUCACCCCCUUCAUCAGCGUCACUUACUUCAACCUCAGCAUCUACAUCAACAUCAGGAAGCGCAAUCUGAUGCGGGCAGGGCAGCCUGCCAGCAUGAGCACCCGGGACUGCGAGAUGGAGAUGCGGCACCCCGUGAGGGUCGACGGCGGGGAUCAGCGCCAGGUUUUCUACGUUAGGCCCGCGGCUGCCACCGUGGGCAGCCAGAGCACCAGGAGGGACAGUCGAGUGGGAAGCCGCAAAUUUCCUGGGGGCAGGGUGUCCGUGGUGGACAGUAGGCUGCUGGAUUUGCCUCCCCUACAGGUGGAGGGCCUGGCUCAGAGGGUUGGGGAUGGAACCUGUGGUAGCGGUGAGCCUCCUUAUGGCCAGCACCGCUCCAGCCGCUCCCCCGCCACUGACACCUGCCUGGCCAGCAGAUUUCGGCUUUCCCGUGACAAGAAGGUGGCCAAGUCACUGGCUGUGAUCGUGUGUGUGUUUGGCCUGUGCUGGGCACCGUAUACGUUGCUGAUGAUCAUCCGGGCGGCUUGCCAUGGCCGCUGCAUCCAGCACUACCUCUAUGAGACAUCCUUCUGGCUGCUGUGGAUCAACUCAUCCAUCAACCCCGUGUUGUACCCACUGUGCCACACCAACUUUCGCAGGGCUUUCAACAAACUGCUGUGUCCCAGCAAAGUCAAGGUUCAGCCCCAGUACAUGGAGCAAAAAUGCUAAGGGGGAUAAACCUGUUGCUGGUUUAUGAAGGGGGGGGGGGGAAACUGAAAACACUCCUUUUCAUACCUGCGAGUCUUUU